UCUCCGUAUAUCUGGAAAUAUGAUCAGCGCCCCUGACGUGGUGGCCUUCACCAAAGAGGAGGAGUACGAGGAGGAGCCUUACAAUGAGCCCGCCUUGCCCGAGGAGUACUCGGUGCCGCUCUUCCCUUUCGCCAGCCAGGGAGCCAACCCGUGGUCCAAACUGUCCGGGGCCAAGUUCUCUAGGGACUUCAUCCUUAUUUCCGAGUUCUCUGAGCAGGUGGGACCCCAGCCCUUGCUGACCAUCCCCAAUGACACCAAAGUUUUUGGUACUUUUGAUCUCAAUUACUUCUCCCUGCGGAUCAUGUCUGUGGAUUACCAGGCCUCCUUUGUGGGCCACCCCCCUGGUUCUGCCUAUCCCAAGCUGAACUUUGUGGAGGACUCCAAGGUGGUGCUGGGAGAUUCCAAGGAGGGAGCGUUUGCAUAUGUGCACCACCUUACCCUGUAUGACCUGGAGGCCCGGGGCUUUGUGAGGCCCUUUUGCAUGGCUUAUAUCUCAGCAGACCAACACAAGAUCAUGCAGCAGUUUCAGGAGCUCUCAGCUGAAUUUUCCAAAGCUUCUGAGUGCUUGAAGACAGGCAACAGGAAGGCAUUUGCGGGAGAACUUGAGAAAAAACUGAAAGACUUGGAUUACACCAGGACAGUGCUGCACACAGAAACGGAGAUCCAGAAGAAGGCCAAUGACAAAGGCUUUUACUCAUCUCAGGCAAUUGAGAAAGCCAACGAACUGGCUAGUGUAGAGAAAUCCAUCAUUGAACAUCAGGACCUGCUGAAGCAGAUCCGCUCGUACCCUCAUCGGAAGUUGAAGGGGUCUGCUCUGUGUUCUGGGGAGAUGGAGCACGCCCAGGAUCAGGCCAGCCAGCCAGCCACUACCUCUAACACUGAUGAGUGUGCUGACACAGACCUUUACACCUGCAGACCUGCUUAUACCCCUAAACUCAUCAAAGCAAAGUCCACUAAGUGUUUUGACAAAAAGUUGAAGACCUUGGAAGAGCUCUGUGACACUGAAUAUUUUACCCAGACCCUGGCCCAGCUCAACCACAUAGAACACAUGUUCAGAGGAGACCUGUGCUACCUCCUGACCAGCCAGAUUGACAGAGCACUUCUAAAACAACAGCACAUAACCAACUUCCUCUUCGAAGAUUUUGUGGAGGUUGAUGACAGGGUGGUAGAGAAACAAGAGAGCACACCCCCUAAACCCACUCCAGGCAGGCUGCCUUCCAGGUCUCUGGAAGAAUGUCCGAUCCCUCAAGUGUUAAUUAGCGUUGGUUCUUACAAGUCCAGUGUGGAGUCUGUGCCGAUAAAGAUGGAGCAGGAACUUGGAGAUGAGUACAGGGAAGCGGAGGUGACAGAAAUGAGCAGUUUUGAUCCCCAGGAAAGCUUGGACUAUCUAGAUAUGGACAUGAAAGGGAGCAUCAGCAGUGGCGAAAGCAUCGAGGUUCUGGGCACGGAGAAGUCCACCUCUCUGCUAGAUAAAUCUGACAGCCAGGCCAGCCUCACCGUGCCAUUGAGCCCCCAGGUGGUCCGGAGCAAGGUGGUCAGCCACAGGACCAUCAGCGAGGACAGUAUUGAGGUCCUCAGCACCUGCCCCUCUGAAGCCCUCAUCCCUGACGAUUUUAAGGCCAGCUACCCAAGUGCCAUUAACGAAGAAGAAUCGUAUGCAGAUGAUAGUGAGGGAGCCAUCCACUUCCAGGCAAGUGUCAGCCCACCAGAGCUGGGUGAGGCAGAGGAGGGCAGCUUAGAAAACACCUCGUCACAAGCAGACUCGUCCUGCUGCAUUGGGAAGGAGAGUGAGAGUCUGCGGGUGCCCCUUUCCACCCCAGCCCACACCCCCUCGGAUCAGGAUGGAGUUGUGAGCAUCCCCCCACAGCGCUACAGGCAGAAGGAUCAGGGAUUCCACGUAGACUUUGCGGUGGAAAAUGCCAACCCUUCCCAAGACAACAGUUCUGAGGGCUUUCCUGCUUAUGAGCUGGAUCCAGACCACCUGCUGGCUAGCCGGGAUGUCAGCAAGAGCAGCCUGGACAACUCUGACACUACCAGCAAUCUGAGCAGUAUAGCCUCCACCAGCUCAGACAGGACUCCCUCCUCUGCUUAUCCUCCUGGCCCCUCUUCUGAGAGGCAUAAAAAGAGGGCUGGCCAGAACGCCUUAAAAUUCAUCCGUCAGUACCCCUUUGCCCACCCGGCCAUCUACUCCCUCCUCAGCGGGAGGACACUUGUGGUCCUGGGGGAGGACGAGGCCAUAGUGAGGAAGCUGGUGACGGCACUGUCAAUCUUUGUCCCUAACCACAGCCGUCAUGCCAAACCUGUGAAGCACUGGAUCUCCUCUCCUUUGCAUAUUACGGAUUUUCAGAAAUGGAAGCUCAUCGGCCUGCAGAGAGUGGCAUCCCCUGCCAGUGCUGGCACCCUCCAUGCCCUGAGCCGCUACAGCCGCUACACAAGUGUCCUGGACCUGGACAACAGGGCCCUGCGCUGCCCCCUCUACAGAGGCAUCCUUGUGCCCCGGCUGGCAGACCACCGCACUCAGAUCAAGCGGGGCAGCACCUACUACCUGCACGUCCAGAGCAUGCUCACCCAGCUCUGCUCCAAGGCCUUCCUCUACACCUUUUGCCACCACUUGCACCUGCCUGCCCAUGACAAGGAGACAGAGGAACUGGUUGCCAGCCGCCAGGCGAGCUUCCUGAAGCUGAACCUGGGCCUGGUGAACGAAGAUGCUAAGGUGGUCCAGUACCUGGCUGAGCUGCUGAAGCUACACUACACACAGGAGGCUCCUGGAACCAGCCACCCCACACUCAGGUUCGACUACGUCCCCAGCUUUUUGUACAAGAUCUGAGGUCAGCCCCAGCCACUGUGACCGAGACCUGGGACUCAGGGUAUGGGGAGGGAAGGGGAGGGGUGAGCAUGAGCAAGCAGGCCUCUGAGCUGUUUAGACUUCCGUUGUCAUCUGUAGGAGGGAAACCAAGAUGGCAGCCCUGGUUCCUGGGUGGCUUCAGGCAGUUUGGGAGUUGGACUUGGGCAGAGGCGAGCACCUGGCUCUCCGAAGGCAUUGGAAAGGAUGGUAACAGGUCGCUGGGCCUGGUGAGGUGUGGCCCCUGGGGUUGGGAGGGAGCCGCUUGGCUUCCUGGGAACUGGUAACCAGGCCAGGAGAGAGUCAGCAUUCUCUCGAUGCGGUGGGAUGAGGGGCAGAAAGGUGAAGCCCAGUCAGGAGGAGUAUGCCGGCACGUUUAGCUCCCAAACACUUGGGCAGCAAAUCAAGGGGUGAAGCACCCCGUUCACUGGAAUGGUUUAGUGGGAAACAGGACAAUAGAACAUCCAUUGCCUCAUUCAGAUCCCAGCUGGGGUCCUUCACUCAGUACCCUACAGCCCAGCAUCCCAGGAGGAGGCCCCUGAAUGAGUGAGAUGGAGGGGAGGCAGCUCUGCCUCAUUGGGUGGUAGCAAACACAGAACUUUCUGGGCCCUCAGGCAGCAGGGGAAGCGAGGAGCACCCUGUCUGGUCCUUGAGUCCUCACUAGGCAUGGAAGUGCCUGUGGUGGGCUUUGCAGCUGGUUCCCCUGGGUCAGCAGGAGUGGCUAGAGUUAGUCACUAGUCCUUAUUUGUGAGAACCACUCUCACAGCUGGAGAGCCCAGGAAACAGGCAGGGCCAUGGUGCCACGAGGUCAUCAGCACUGUGUAAGUGAUGAAGAACCAGCAGGCCUCUGGGGCCCAGCCCACCAGCCUUUCUGGCAGUAUUGAGUCCAACUGUCCUCCUGGGGAAGGUCUGCAGACAUGCUGGGACUUGGCCGAGGUCACACCCCAGUCCUCCACCCACCGCAAAUCUUUGCAACCACUUCACUACCUCUCACAGGGUCUUGUGGGCACAGUGACAGCAGGGUUUUGCUUAGCUGGUCCGUCUGGGGAGGCAGCUUGUCUGGUGAGAACCCACGGCCAGGGUCUCCUUCAGGAAUGAGGAAUGCCACCUUGUGUGGCUGUCUUCAUGGAUCUGCCCCACAUGGGCCUGGGAUACACACUCAUCACUGCUCACUCUCGCCCCCCAUGCCAUCCCCUCAAACACAUGCACCUCACCACUGUUCACUCCUGCCCCGUGCAGGUCCCCCAGGUACGCUCACCUCACCACAGCUCGCUCCCAGCCCCAUGUGAGUCCUCCCUUCAGGGAAGAAGAUCCCCGGGUCACCCACCUUGACCUCCCUGACACUCCUUACACAGUUGCUGUUGGUUUGUAAAUGGAGGUUUCUUGCAACCUUGAAUUUUUUAUACUUUUUUUUUUAUGGCUGCUUUUUUUUUCUCCAAGUAGGGAUAACUCUUAGCAUUACUGCUUUUUAAUUUGUUCUAAGACACUUGUGAUAAAACAGACCUGAAGCAGCCACAAAGCGGUUGCUCCUGAGCAUGUGUGUACGCAUCUCCUGGCACCGUGUACUGCAUAGUUUGGGGUCUUGCUGUUGAGACCUGUCUACCUGUCCGCUUUUGUGGCACAGCACUGAGGCCACAUAGGGGAGCCAAGAAGGGUUUGUGUCACAUCACUCCUAUGGUCCCCUCCUGGCCUGGGUUCUGUGCAGGAGGGUACAGCCCAUGGGCUCCUGGUCAGAGCCCACUGUCCUGGCAGGUGUGUGAGUUCGCUUCUGAGGCUAUGCCUGAGAAAGAACCUUCUGUAGCAGAUGGUAUGUCUACAUCUCAUGGGUUUUCUUUGUACCUGUGCCCAUUGCAUAUGUUCACACACAGAAGAGUUGCCAGGAACGUCUUGGCAGCUUAGAAACGUGACGUGUGUUUGCAUGUGGGGAAGGCUGCGCAGGAAGCCUGUCGCACUCCAUGGGCUUCCCCCUCCGUUGCUGCCUCGGUCUCUCGAGUUCAAGACACUGCUGUGUUUUCUACCUGGGAGGCUCACUGCUGUCUGCUUAGGCCUCCAGGGACAUGACCUUAUGACGCUUUAUCUCCAAGGCACAGGAAGGCCUCUGGGGUCCAGAGGACAAGACAGAGAAGGCGAUCCUUGGCACCACCAUGGCUUCCCUUCUCGUUUCACACCAUCAUGGACUCUGCAGUUAACAGUGCCAUCACCUGGGAAACUGACUGAGGCAGGAGAUCAGUCAUACUUGGCCUUCCAGAAGCUAAAGCCAUUGGCUGCUGUGGUCUAAAGUAGUCACUCUGGAGGGGGUUGGUGUGGAAGCUCUGUCUCAGGGAUGGUUCUGGAGGCCCCAGGAUUCAGAGCAAGGGACCAGUCGGGUGUGAACAGAACAGGGGUGCCUUGUGCCACGGCCAGCCUCAGAGCAAAUGAGUGUCUCCCUGGAGUCGUUCAUUCAUGAAAUGAAGUUAGCUACACAGACCAGUGGGUAGACUCCAAGUUUUACAUUUUGGUUAAAGUCUAACUUUUCACUGUGGCCGUUUCAAAGGAUUGCUUGAUGCCAAGUAUGUUUCUUUCCAAAGGGAUUUCAUUGUGGCCCUGGGACUGAGCCAGUUUGGGCAGGCACUUGAGACAGUGGAGAUGCCCUUCCCAGACCCCCUCCACUUUGGAGAACUGGAACCCACUAGAGAUCCCGCACCUGUAAAUCUUAAGGGUGGGGAGUCCUAUGCAGUGGGGCUGAUCUCUUUGCAGUGGGGCCUCAGCCUCCUUUGAGGUUUGUCUCAAAUCAGACAUUUAAAAAACACUUUGCAGAAAAUAGAGGACAUCAGUGCCUCUUACUACUUUGUCAGUCCCCACUCCCUCUGAAGGCCCAGACACCAAAAGUGUGUCUAACGUUUAUUUCAACUUUACUUCCAAUCUGGUACCGCUCCCCUAUCCCCAACCACCCCUCUUUCAGCAGGUCCAGGUUGAGAGCAGCCUGAUGAGGCUAGCGGUGCUGCGGUCAUGCUUUCCAGAAGCUCUGUAUAAGAGAGGAAUCAAAGCCUUUGUAGCACCUUGGCCCUCGGGACGCUCCAGCCUGAGCUGUUGCCUCACGCCUCCCUGUUUCCCUGGGGACCUUGCUCCUUUAGUGGGAUCCUUGGAGUUUAAAAAUUGUGACUUGUCCACAAUUUACCGCAAUGGCUGAAAUUCUCUGAAUUGCACCAGAAUUUGGAAAUGGAUUAUCAUAGCUUUCUCGUCAUUUCCCAUCAAGCUUUUAACUUCUUUGUUGCUACGUUCAAGGUAUUAUUUGUAGGUUUCGACCUCAAAUAACAUCCCAGUUCAAAUCCUAGGAAGACCAACAGAUGGUACUCUGAGUGCCAAGGCUGCUACAGCUCUGUGACAGGUUUCCAGAGGCUUAAAGAGAUUGCGUGCACACCAACCACCCACUCUUCCAGCAGUGCUGGACGCAUGCCCCCGCCUCCCUGGACCUGGUGUUGCCAAGCAGGUCAGCUUCUCAUGCUGCUGCACAGCUGGUAACCCUCAGCUGCUGGGGAGCCCAUGGGGAAGCAUGGACAACCUUCAGAGGAACUGGUCUCCCAAGCCAGCAGUCCAGUUUUAAUUUCUCAUCUCCCUAGAAAGCUCAGAAGAAAGUGCCUUGGUUUGUGCUUUGAAGCCAACCAGCCAGCUUUCUGGCUUUUCCCCAAUACUGUGAUAGAAAGUGACAAAACUGGAAUCUUUAAAAAGAGGUAACAGUAUUAACAGACUGUAAGAAGGAAAAAGCAUCAAAUUUCUACUGGCUGGAAAGAAAACCAGUCUCAGCUGAAAAGGUCUGAGCACACCAAGUUUUCCUGAGCCCUCAGAGGAGAAAGCUGUGAGCAUUGACCUAAUCUAGUCCUACCUGUUAAGGUUUGGUGAUGGCCAGGGGAAGGAAGAAGUGGGGUGUGGGUGGGGGGCAGAGUGAGCGCUUUGCAGUGAAUACAGCUGUGGGGCAUGGAGCCCCAGCUUCCUGGGAGUAAUUGUUCAGCAAGGGUCUUGAGGCUCUCCUUUUGUGUUCAGUUGAAGGAGGAGCCAGGCUCCCUGAAGGGAAGACUAGCUUGGUGACAUCAUGGUUCCCAAAAUUAAGGCAGAGAGAUUUGGGGACUGUAUGUCACCCACACCCCCUGGAGUCCCCAGUAUCCAUCACAUGCUGGACCCCAGGCCCCAGGGGCACCCUCCAGGCAGGACCACGGGGUGCCUCGCCCACUGACUGCCCAACUGCUGGCUGGCUAUACAGGUUGGGUUGAAAACAUGCCAUCUUUUAAGGCUGCAGUGAAAAGCAUAGUCUGUGAUGAAUUCGUAGCUGUUAUUUUUGGAAAGCUAUUUUAUUACUGCAUGUCCCUCUGUCCAUGCGUGUGAAUGUGAGUCCUAACCACCCCAGGAGCUGCAGGCAUCGCAGUGCACGCACACCUUGAACACGUGCGUGACAGCAGCUCUUGGGUGUGGCCGCAUCAGAGUCUAACCAGAGUAAAUGCCAAACAAAUAGUAUGAGAAGUGUACUUUUUAAGAAAUUAAUUUAUUUGAGUUCAGAUAUUUUUGAAAUAUAAAAAUUGGUUGUAUUUUUUAAAGCUAUAAUUCUUGUAGACAUUCUGUGGUUAAAAAUUCGAUUGUGCUUAUUAAAAAUGGUCAUCUAUGUUUUGCACUUCGGCUUUGUGAAAAAUAAAGUUUCUCUGGGAAGGUGA
Nyctereutes procyonoides (raccoon dog) is the source of this 7524-nucleotide messenger RNA. It is a transcript of the gene SMCR8, whose product is annotated as SMCR8-C9orf72 complex subunit. Lineage: Eukaryota; Metazoa; Chordata; Mammalia; Carnivora; Canidae. Gene Ontology annotation, molecular function: GTPase activator activity. Gene Ontology annotation, cellular component: guanyl-nucleotide exchange factor complex. The transcript is spliced from 2 exons. The coding region runs from base 20 to 2827 and encodes 935 amino acids. The record is from RefSeq and is a predicted model, not a curated record.